GCUUCCAGGAGAGCUUUGCUGUUGACAAGUUCUGCAGAUUCUGCUUGGCAAACAGUAGUGACGCUCAACAACAAGAGAUGGCUAUGCAGCAGAAGUUUACCACAAGGGUUAUAGUCACUGAGGGAGAUAUUAGAAAGAUGACCAUGGCAACAAGACCGGACACACUUGAAGAUUUGCUUAGCUGGCUCAAAGACUGUCUCCAAACAAAUUACAGCUUCGCCCUACAAUACCAAGAUCCAGAGUUUAAUAAUGAAUUCUGCAACCUCACACAUGUCUCAGAGCUUCCUGAGAAACCAACCAUCAAAAUAAUCCCGACGUUUGAGCUCGUCCCAGUCACCACAUCCCUCAACUUGUCUAGUGACUCAGUCAGCCUGGCAGACACCGAGAUCUUGUCUGUCUCUUCUGAAAGAAGCUCUCAGUGGCCAGAGGAGUUUGAAAUUCCCAAAUUUCCAGUAGAUGUCGAGUUUAGACUUCGCCAAGGUAACCUGCUGUAUUUCAAGGACGGAGUUUGUCUCAAGGUUACAAAAGAGCUGAAGCAUGCUAUCCUUGAAAAGUUGGCAGAAACCAUGUAUUCAUUCAAACCAUACCCAGCAAAGGAAGAAUUUGAAUCUGUUGCAAAAGCCUUGGUACAAGCACACCCUUGCCUUAAAGAACAAGGGUCAUCCAGUGGAUGGGAUGCAUGGAAAAAUAGUCUCCAGUUCAAAAUGGGAAACUACAGAACCAAAAUGCGACAGCUGGGCCGACUCGAUGUGUCUGUUAAUGGUGGUAAACGUGGAAGGUAUUCCACAAGUGAUGAACCUCCCAACAAAGCCAUUAAGAAGCCAAAGAAAGGGGAAAUAAAUUUCCUGCCUGAUUAUCCAGAAGGAAUGGAUGACCACAACCUGGAAGAAAAAAAAAACUGGGAUAAGAUUUUAUUGACCCAGUUAAAGCACUAAACAAAUUCUGUUAGUUCGACAAAGUCAAGAUAUGGUCAUGAAGAAGUGUUUUUGCAAUGUUAUUUUGCAACAGUUUUGUGAAUUCUUGUGUUAGUUUUUAGAUCUUUUGGUUUGCUUGUGACUGGUUCACAUUUCAGGGAUUUUUCUAAUGUUACCAGACUAAUGUAAGAAUGAAGAACUUCACUCAGCUAAAAUGUUGAAUUUUAAACAAAAGGAAACAAAAGGUUUUAUUGGCAAAACAAUGUUUAGUUUUAUAGAUAUAUGUAGCAUAAUUUUUACAAAGAUUUUUGUAUUCAGAAACAAAAUGAGUGAGUUUUACAAGAAAUAGUAUAGUUUUAAUAUUGACACUUAUUGUCUACUGCUGUGGAGGACUGAAACUGACAAAAUUAGAAAUAAAAGCAGUAUUAUAUAAAUUCACCAAUAAAUAAGUACAGUUAAAAAGCACCAAUUAAAUUAAAAGAACAUUAACUCAUAUUUUAUAACUUAAUUGACCUUCAUAUUUUGUACAGCUUAGUUC
This is a messenger RNA of Austrofundulus limnaeus, 1452 nucleotides long. RefSeq names its product sterile alpha motif domain-containing protein 3. The record is from RefSeq and is a predicted model, not a curated record. NCBI's taxonomy places the organism in Eukaryota, Metazoa, Chordata, Actinopteri, Cyprinodontiformes, Rivulidae.